Phalaenopsis equestris is the source of this 1187-nucleotide messenger RNA. Its product is annotated as transcription factor PCL1-like. Gene Ontology annotation, molecular function: DNA-binding transcription factor activity; DNA binding. The record is from RefSeq and is a predicted model, not a curated record. NCBI's taxonomy places the organism in Eukaryota, Viridiplantae, Streptophyta, Magnoliopsida, Asparagales, Orchidaceae. Gene Ontology annotation, biological process: regulation of DNA-templated transcription. Bases 134 to 1156 code for a protein of 340 amino acids. Gene Ontology annotation, cellular component: nucleus. The transcript has a single exon.
UUUAAUAAUAUAAGGUAAUUACCGCUCAUCUUUGCUGCCAUCCGAGAUUCGGAGCCAUAAAGCUCCUCCAAUCUGAUCGAAUUGCAGUGGAAUUUAAUCUUUAGAAGCAAAUCCGGUUACGCGCUCCAAUUGGAUGGAUCGAGAUCUUCCGGCGAUCGACGAGGAUUUCGGCGAAAGAGAUUUGGACCGCUUGCCGCCCGUUUACGACGACGACGGCGAUGGUGGUGGGGGAGGAAUGCAAGGAGACGACGUUGAAGUUCUGCAGUGGGUGGAAGGGUUGCCGAGCGGCGACGAUCUUAUUCCCCUGUCGCAGCCGCUGGUCUCGCCGUUGCUAGCCUCCGCCUUCUGCAUCACCCCUCCGGAGCUCAAAACUAUGCUCGAUAUCCACCGCGCUACGCAGCACACUGCAUCCAAUCUGCGCCGCCAACAGCAUCUCGCCAAGUCCUCUCAGAUUGUUUCCCCUCUCAAGCCCUUGUCCGCAGCCGAUCCCAAGGAACCCUCUGACUCACAGAAGCCAACCCUAUGCCCUGACGACGGAGCGGGAGCUUCUGAGGUGGCAACGAUGGCAGAAAUUGAGGCCGAUUCGUCCUCCCUCCAUGCGGAGAACUCCGCUGAUGACAACUCUGGCAGAAUGCUAAAGCGGCCGCGGCUGGUGUGGACGCCGCAGCUCCACAAGAGAUUCGUGGACGUGGUCGCUCACCUUGGGAUCAAGAACGCCGUGCCCAAAACCAUUAUGCAGCUGAUGAACGUGGAUGGUCUCACUAGGGAGAACGUCGCCAGCCACCUGCAGAAGUACAGGCUAUACGUGAAGAGAAUGCAGGGACUCUCCGAUGAAGGACCCUCUACCUCCGAUCAUCUCUUUGCGUCGACACCAGUGCCUCCGCAGAGCUUUCAAGAACAGCCGAUGCAGCACCCGAUGCCAUAUGUCGUGCCGGCAAUGAUCCCUAUGCAGGUUUACAGCAUUCCGCAUCACCACGCUCAUGGAUUGGUUCCCGUUAAUAAUCGCCAAGGCGGCCAAUUAUUUAACGGUUUUGAUUCUUUUCAAUCUUAUGCGCCCGUUGAUUGGUCGGGCAGAAGCAAGUUUGCUUCAGUUGUUUCUAAGACUUAUGUUUCGCCCAAUGACAAUAUUAGAACUGGAGAAAAACAGAAGCAAUAAAUAUUUUUUGCUGGUUUAUUUUGAUUAUUUA